CAUUUUUAAGUAAGAGGAUCAGCAACCUAAAUCAUUAAUUUUUUACCGCGUCGGUAUUUCAGAUCGAUUGACAACGGAUUUCGCAUGAAGCUCUUUUUUAACAGAAUCUGGCACAAGCGUCCUUGCUUUGGUUGUGACCACGGAAAGUAGCUUAUCAUAAGUAAUAUCGUGGCCAUGUUCUUUUAUUAAUUCCUUGCAGAUUAAUUUUACUUGAUCCCUCCAACCACACUCAACCAAACGACGACGUAAUAAUUCCUUCAAUCUAAAACAAAAAUAGCAAUAUGAACCAUAACCUAACUUCGUCGUGCUCCAUUUGCAAAUCGUAAAAUAACCAAGAAACAGUUCUUCUUUGAAACCUCAUUAACAUUUUUCUAUAAGCGAAUAUUCUUCAGUUAUAAGUUGACGUUUAAUUUUGAAGAAUUACAUUUCCGAUUGUAUUGGUAGAAUCUGUAGUACGGCGAAUUUAAUAGCAUCGAAAAUGUAUCUACAGUUAUAUUCAAACAUAAACUAGGAUUUCUAUCUAGGGAAAUGGUUUCUGUAAGGGUGAUUAAUUAUAUUCCAUUUAGGAGACUAGUAGCUGUCUCCAGUCUAUCGAACGUACGUAUUUCUUCUCAUUACAACCCAAUGUGUAAUGUUUCACAAAGCGUAUCGUACUGCACAAGGAAAACAGUCGUGAAGUCCAAUGCCAACGAACAAGAUAAUAGGGUACAAGUUGGAUUUGCGGAAGUAGUUAAAGAGAACACAAAAUCUAUUGGAUAUUUAAGCGUAAUAAUUGGUGGCAUAGCGAUCACAGGUUUAAUGUUUUAUAUGAUUUUCAAUGAACUAUUCUCCAGUAAAAGUCCGAAUAACGUUUAUAACAAAGCGUUGGAACGUUGCAAAAAAGAACCUAAAGUGAUAGAUGCUCUCGGAGAACCUAUAAAAGCUUACGGAGAGGAGAAUCGUCGUAGACGUCGUACACACGUUAGUCAUGCUACGUUUGUAAAAGACGGGGUGCAGCAUAUGAGAAUGCAAUUCUACCUUCAAGGUAUAAGGAGACGCGGUACAGUGACAUUAGAAGUACAAGAAAACGAAAAGGGCAAUUACGUGUACAGAUACCUGUACGUAUUAGUGGACGACAUAAUGCAAACUACUAUAAAGAUAGAAGACAAUAGAGCCGAAUACAACAUCCCCAACCACGAUACGAGCUUUGAUAUAAAUUGAUAUUUCCCACUCGCUCGAGUAGUCGAUUUGAUACGUUGUAUACAGAUGUGUUUGCAAGUAAUCAUUUGCGGCAUUUAAUAUGAAUAUUCUUUUGCGAAUAAAACCGUGAUACUCAGGAA
This is a messenger RNA of Megalopta genalis, 1319 nucleotides long. NCBI's taxonomy places the organism in Eukaryota, Metazoa, Arthropoda, Insecta, Hymenoptera, Halictidae. The record is from RefSeq and is a predicted model, not a curated record.